ACGAGCAGUGAAGAGAAAUGGCGAAGUUUUUCAUCACAUUGAUGAAGAACUUAAAAGAAAUGAAGCAUUUGUAUUGGAUUGUGUUAAAGAAAAUGGUUGGAUUCUGACGCAUGUUUCACAAGAAUUGAAAAACAAUAGAGAUUUCAUUAAGAGAGCUGUCAAAUAUUAUGGAAGAGCUGUUACAUUUACAAAUGAAGAGCUGAGAAAUGACAAGUCAAUCGUGUUGGAUGCAGUUCGGCAAGAUGGUUAUGUUCUCAGAUAUUUAUCAAAUUUAAUGCAAAAUGACAGGGAGGUAGUUUUGGAAUCUGUCAAACAAAAUGGAAUAGCACUCCAAUUUGCAUCAUUCAAAUUGAGAAAUGACAAGGAGGUUGUUUCUGAGGCUGUGAAACAAAAACCCUCAUCUCUUGAAUAUGCAUCAUUUGAUCUAAGACACGAUCGUGAAUUGAUUGAUUUAGCUUUAGCAAUACAACCAAUAGUUAUAUGGGAUCAACCAAAAACCUUCAAUAAUUUCAAUACUUUGGCAAGUGAUAAUCAAUUCAGAGUAUCAUUUUUUGACGAGAUGAACGAGAAUGAUAUUGAACUUAUGGAACUAAUGAUGGAUAUCUCUCUAUCUUCAGUCACUGAUGAACAAAAGGAUGAUCGAUUCACAAUUCUACAAGCUGUCAAAAAGGAAGGACAUUACUUAAUGUUUGCUUCUGACAGAUUGAAGAAUGACAAAGAGAUUGUACUAGAGGCAGUUAAACAAAAUCCAUGGGCAUUUAAAUAUGCAUCUGUAGCCCUUCAGAAAGACAAUGAAAUUAUUUUGGAAGCUCUCAAAAAGAAUGGCAGUUUGUUAAAAUUCUGUUCCUUUGAAGUGAGGAAUGAUAAGGAAUUGGUAAUGGUGGCUGUAAAACAGGAUGGCUCUGCUCUCAAAUAUGCAUCAGAUAGGUUGAAAGUUGAUAAGAAAAUAGUAUUGGAAGCUCUGAAACAAACUGACAAGGCACUAGAAUUUGCAAACAUUCAAGACUUGCUGAAGAAUGACUUUGAAUUCAAGAUGGAAUUGAUGGCACAACUGUUUGUGGAGGACAUGGUACAUGUGUUUCACUUGAUAAAUGUGAAUGCAAGUCAAAUGCCAACGAUGGAUAUUGGACAGGAGCUAAUUGUACAUCAUGUUCAUCUUCUUACACUGGUAAUGAUUGCAAAACUGCCUUAA
Messenger RNA from Naegleria gruberi, 1192 nucleotides. RefSeq lists its product as uncharacterized. Lineage: Eukaryota; Heterolobosea; Eutetramitea; Acrasida; Naegleriidae. The transcript is spliced from 2 exons. The record is from RefSeq and is a predicted model, not a curated record. The annotation marks the transcript as partial.